CUUACCGCCUCUAACUGUCAAUUCUCUUAACGCAAUUGCUGAACUGCCGUCGUUGAAUAUUUGAAACAAAAAAACAAGUUCUUAGCAUUCGCAUGCUAUUGCGCAAUGUUUGCGAAAUGUGCUUGAAACAUGAAACCAAGUUUAAGUUUAGCGUGAUUAGAGAAAGUGUAUACUAAUUAAUAGUGCAAAGUAUUGAUCAAUUGUUUCAACGUGAUUCUAAAUAUAAAAUUCCGUUGGGAAGACAAAGUUCGCGCGCAAUACGGGCGCAGGCAGGUAGUGUGGGCGCGCGGUCGAGGCGCGGCGGGCGGGUGGCGGCGGCAUAUCGAUUCCGCAGCGCCUUCAGUCGGCGUCCGUCGAGCGCCGCGCUGCGCCGAGCCGCCGGCGAGCGGGCGUCGCCCCUCCCUCGGCCCGCACCCUGCCCCCUCCGCCCUCGUCCACCGAAUCUCUCGUCGCCCGUCGCCGGCAAACUCGAACGACCUCUUUCCGCUAACUAACGUCGCACCGCGCCCGCCAGCCGCCGCGGAACUACGCUCGAUCGCUAAGCGACUGACUUUUCCAACUAUAUAAAAAUAACUUGAUUUGGCAUCGUAAAGAGAAAAACUUUCACUGGAUAGUAUCCUAGCAACGUCGGGACGAUGUUUGAGAGUGCGUUGUUAUGGCGUAGGAUCUAAGAUCUACGCUACGUGGUCGGUAGUUCGGUGGUGGUGCGAGUGAUGUGGUGUGCGCGGCGGCGAGCAUGGUCGGCGCGGGGUGCGCGCGCGCCGGGCGGCGCGUAGGAUGGACUGCUGCAACUACGAGUACCGCGCGGGCGGGGGGUACGCCCCGCCCGGCUGGGAGGGCUACGCGCCGUACGCGCCGCUGUACGCGCCGUACGCGCACGGCUACUACGCGCACGCGCAUCAUGACCCCUACGCACGCUACUACCGCUACGACUACCCGCACCACGCACACCAUAAUGAUCAUGUCUCACCAAUGGACUACGGCGCUUACGCGACGAAAGAGGCGCGCGUGCGGCGCGCGCUGGCGCGGCGAGAUGCGCGUGCGCUGCCGGCGCAACACCUGCCUCUCACGCCCACGCCUCCACUAGAACAUGGGCUGAACAAUCGCGGCUCUUCCUACUGUGAACCGCAAAUGUGGUCACAUUAUCAGAUGGGAGCGAUGAGUGGCGGCUGGAGUGGUAGCGGGCCGGGCGGCGCGUGGGCAGAGCGAGGCACGUGCGCCCGCGACCUUCCACGCUAUCCGCCUGACUGCUGGCCGCUUAAGGGACCUCAGCUGCAUCUCCAAAAUCAAAUGUGCGCUUCCGAAGGGCGAUCGACGCCUUACCCAGUGUAUGAAGACUCUCCGUACAGCGGUCAGAAUGGGCGCAAGCAGAGUCCUGUGCCGCGGUCCGGCCCGGCCGCGGAGCGCGCGCGCGAGCGCCUCUCCGCCGAGCCCAGGCGGUCGCCUCCGCGCGAGCCUAGGCCGCCUGUAGUGCCUCUACCCGCUUUCCAGCAGGCCUUCGGCUCCACAGAAAUAGGGAAGUUUGCGGAGGCAUUCAGCCGCACGGAGGUCGCGCUUGAGGACGCCUCGGAGAGCUUUAGCUACGAGUCCUUCCCCGAGUGGGACGCGCCCGAGCCGCAGUGGUCCUCCCAACCUGCUGCGCGAGAGGUCAAAUGUGAAGACACCUUUUGAGCUGACUUCGCUCUAGUGCUAAUUUUCGGCGUAAGCCGACUAGUUAAUUAGACAAUUUUUAGUUCCACCACCUUGUUGCCAAAAUGAUUAGAGAUGGAGUUCGAUAUCUUAGAACUUUAGGAUGUGAUACCAAAUUUACAAACGUGUACGAAUAAUGAAUCGGUCGGUAAAAUUGUGGUGUGUCGUUUAAUUUAUAUGAAGUAGCAUAAUGUUAUUGUUCCCUUUGACUAGUUUUAGACUCACCUUAAUGAGAUAAACAAAGUAACUUACUGGUAAAGGGAUGUAGGGAUUAAGGUACUGCAAUGCAUAGUAGAACAAAUAAAUCAUGACUAAAUGUGCCUUUAUUCGGAGAGCCCGGCCCUAGCGCGCCCCCGCCCCCCGCCCGCAGCGCGCCGGCGUGGAUGACGUCAUACAAUAGCAAUUAUUGGGACCAACGUUUAGACAAAUAUACCUACACCACCCAGUCGCAUACACGACCGAUGCUUACAUGCACUCUUCAGCAACGUUGUUCUUUACGUAGCAGGAACAUUACAACAGUUAGGUUAGACAAUGAUCAAUGAUACAACCCUAUAGGACUACAUACAGGAAACAAAAGACGACGAAACAAUUAUAAGACAUUCAACACACAACUUAUUUUGAUAUGCCGUAGAAAAUGAUCUUGAAACUGUGUCGUCAAAAAAACGUUUUCAAAUAUACGUUCUGGGCAAAUCGAAUGGAGGGGGGCUAGGGAGAUGCCGCGCGAUACUAUAAUAAACAUUCGAAAUUAUUCAGGAAAAAUAUAAACAAGUCAUGUAUGUACGUAGGUGUAUAUUUAGGUAGUUAAAUUUGAUAAAAUUUUUGAAGAGAUUACACACUUAUGAAUAAAACGGCUUUUUAAUUAAACGAUUAGGGGUCCAACAACUUUCAUGUAAAGUCUGUAAUCAUUGUGCUAAUUUCUUUAAAAUCAUAUGUGACGAGUCCCACGUUGACUUGCCACAAAUUAUUUCUGUUACAGAAAUGGACUUUUAGUCAGACCGAAAUUUUAUUGGGAAUGAUACCAAUAAUUAAUUAGUUAUUGAGUAUGUUUAACUCUCUGUGAUAUAUUAAUUUUGUUGUGUUACUCCUAAAUUGUACGUGUUUACUGUUCAAUUGUAUUUGUAGUUCCUCUAUUAUUUGGUACGGAUUUGUUAGUUAAUUCGCACAUUUAAUUGAAACGUUAGUAAACUUUUGAAGAAAGUUUUGUAACAGUAUUAUGAUUAAGUCGUUACUUCGUUACUUAAAAUUUCUGAAGUUGUUGAUUUCCAAGUAGGUAUGUGCCACCUGUUGGAUUGAUUGAUCUUGUUCUUUGUAAACUCUUUAACCGCUACCGAAUCGUGGUUUUUCGCCUUUAAUUUUCAUCAUUCCUAAGUUUAGUUAUGUUAUGAAAAUUUCACAACGAAUGAAAAUUCGGCGUUUUCAUAAACCAAUAAUAUCAGAGGGUUUUACAAGUAAAAAGUGUAGGUUUAAAUUGCAAUGGAAUCCCAUUCAAAAGGCAGUAGAAAGUAAAGCCAGGCACCGCCGGCAACCAUCUUCUUCCAGCGGUCUUCGUGUAAUAGUUAAACAAAUCUUCGUGUACCAGUAUUUUUGAUCUCUUUCGACAAAAAACAGCAAAAUUAAUGGAGUGCCUUACCUAUUUAAAUAUGAUAUGAAAUUAGGAUGGAUGAAUUUUAUUCUAGCAUAAUUUGAUGAAACACCAUAAUAUAAUAGCAUAAUAAAACUUCCUUGAAACCGAGUAGGUAUUUCUUUAAAUAGUAGAUAAUAUAUUGUAAUGAAUUUAAUAAAAGUUAUUUAAUAAUUAUACAUGUAAUUAAUAACAUAAAUAUGUACUAAAAUAAUUAUGGUGUGCACUAUUAUUUGAAAGAAAAUAUAUUUACGAAAUCAAUUUGUUAUUUUGUAGAAACGUAAGUAGGUCUCUACUAAUUUUUGUUUGCGUCUUUAAUGCUAAUAGCCUAUACCUUCCAUUUAUUUCCACUGUCUUAAGAACCGUCUAAUUAAAUAUAAGCAUUGAUUGUAGUAUGUCUAACUAAAUUGCAUGUGAGAAAAUCUGUAAGAAACCUUCAUUAUUGCACUUUAGAAAAUCUACGAGGCUUGUCUUUUAUAUUUUCAUAUAAUUCACAAUAGAACAAAUAGCAAGACAAAUUACAUACUUUCGUGUAACCAAGUUGGCAGCUUGGCGCUAGGACAAAUACUUCCAUUUUGGAAUCCAAAAUGGCGGCCAUGCACUAUGUCAUAAAAGUCGUCAUGGAUGUCAAGAGUUAGACCAAGAGAAGUCUGCAACGAUAAAGAUAGCAUACGCAGUGCAAGUGUUAUUUAUACAUACGUCACAAUUUCAUAGAAGUUGACGUUUAAAAUAACACUUGCAACGCGUGUGCUAUCAAAAUCGUUGCAGACUUUUCUUGGUCUAACUAUGACCAUCAAGGGACAAGUUUUUAAGCAUUUAGCUGCGUAAGGUAUUACGUUCGAUUGAUUUGCCUCAACACUUUAAAUGUCAAGUAUUUUUAGUGAACGCUUGAUAAAAUAUUGAUGCAAUUCUGGUAGAAAAAAUGCUCCUGUUAUUUUGAACUCUUUAUUAAUAAAGUUUAUUAAAUCUAAAUGUAGCCUGUGCCACAUGAUGUGUAUAUACAAUAUACAUUUCUCUAGAUAGUCCUAUUGUUAUAUGUUUAUAUUAGGAAGGUCAUUUUUACUAUAGCGAAUGUAAAGAACUUAUUGAAAUUAGGUGUUCCACAAUAGAGCUUCCUGAUUGAUAACUCCAUGAUUUGUCUACCAUCAAAGUUAGUUGUGUGUUGUUCCCAAAUUGUAUUGUAAUAAAAUGUAUCUUUAUUAUAAAACUACGAUACUUGCCGAAGCUGAUUAUUGAGCAUAUCUAAAAAAGUUAUUUUAUCUUUAUCACGUUUUUAUGUUUUCGUAAUUAAAAAGAACCUCAAUACACGCACUAAAAUUUUAAUGAAAAAAAUUGGCAACAAAAAGUAAUACCUAAUAGUUUUAAGAAAGUAUUAUUUUUGUCCAAAGUUACUUUAGAUAAUAUAUGCUCUAAUGUGGUCAUAUCAUUGACAAAAGGGAUUUUUUCGGAAUAGCUUCAGUUUGUGGUUACCAUUUUUUUUGUAAUAUUCCAAAUAAAUUCUUAACAAAUAUAUUUAAAAAAAAUCUACUUUGACCUGAAAUCAGAUGUAAACAAUAUUAUGACGAUAGAUCAAUUUUGCUCAAACUUGAAACUACUUAAAUAAAUUCUUACAUGAAUUAAAAAAAUAUAAUCUUAAGGCUUAUUCUUAUUGUAAUAACAGGGUGCCGAUUUUUUAAAUUCGAUCGCUCGAUUUCGUCACUCGAAAAUCGGUGAGAAACAGCGAAAUGCUAAUUUUUGAAAUACGAGCGAUAGAAAUUUGGAAUCUAGUGAUAUUGACCACUCGUUUUCAACUCUAUUUGUAGAAUUUAAAUGACUAGUAGUGGAAAUAUUAUUUAACGAUAUACACGUUUCGAGCGGUCGAAUUUCAAAAAUCGGCCCCCAGGUUAUGAAUUUGAUCCGGAUUUGUUAUGGAUAUAAUCUGUCAGUGUCAAAAGUGAUAUUUCUGGUUAUUAACAUCAGAAUGAGCCUCCUUAUCGUUUGACUAAAUUAAAGGCCUGUGUA
Cydia fagiglandana is the source of this 5311-nucleotide messenger RNA. RefSeq lists its product as uncharacterized. The transcript is spliced from 5 exons. Lineage: Eukaryota; Metazoa; Arthropoda; Insecta; Lepidoptera; Tortricidae. The record is from RefSeq and is a predicted model, not a curated record. Bases 778 to 1671 code for a protein of 297 amino acids.